AUGGAACCGACAGGGGAUCUGAAGGUCAUCAAAUAUCUUCUUUGUGGCGAUACUAUUAUAUUGGGCCCAAGCAUCAGACUCUUCAGUCUGAAGCGUUUUCGACGAGAUACGAAGGGACCUAUCGCCCAGCCAAACGCCGAUGUUGCCUUGGACUUGAUAUCUUCAAAAAAUGAAAAGUUUACAGGAGAAGCGAUCCUUUCUUCGGACGCGCCGGCUUCGUUAGUCGAAUCUACACCCACCUCUGACCGCAAGUAUCGUUUGGUCGUGGCGUUUACAUUGGCCGCAUCAUGGGCACCCGAUGCAGUUGGAACGGGUCCGACGCCAUCUGGUGUCAUUUUAAAGGCGCUGGCGAAUAUAAUGGUACUUGCGAGUAACGCGACCACGACAAGCGCCUUUGCGUAG
Molecule: messenger RNA, 402 nt
Organism: Peronospora belbahrii
Lineage: Eukaryota; Oomycota; Peronosporomycetes; Peronosporales; Peronosporaceae
Source: the annotation of a GenBank genome assembly